Molecule: messenger RNA, 273 nt
Organism: Talaromyces rugulosus
Lineage: Eukaryota; Fungi; Ascomycota; Eurotiomycetes; Eurotiales; Trichocomaceae
Exons: 3
Coding region: 1-273 (90 amino acids)
Source: RefSeq, a predicted model, not a curated record
AUGGAAGGACUCAAUGCCUCGGAACAGCGUGAGCUGGCUACUCGUAUGGAGAGCAAGCAGAUGAAGGAAUUCAUGCAGAUGUAUUCGCGUCUCGUCCAGCGCUGCUUCGAUGACUGCGUCAACGACUUCACCACCAAGAGCCUGGUUGCCCGGGAAGAGGGAUGCGUUCUCCGCUGUGUCGACAAAUACCUGAAGAGCUCUGCCCGGCUCGGCGAGCGGUUCCAGGAACAGAAUGCGGCCAUGAUGCAGUCCGGCCAGCUGCCGGGACGAUAA